AUGGUGAAUAACGGAUUUCCUAAUCCUUGUUUGAAAUAUUCACAUUUAUUGAAUCCAGUGAUGUUAGAAUUAACAUCAAAGAUAUCAAAUAAAUACUUUACAUAUCAUGAGAAGGAAGAUGGAGGAUAUUAUUCAAGAAAUGAUUUCUAUGCAUGUAAUAGAGUAUUAAUAAAUCGACGUACAUUAUGGAAAACUAAUAAUGAAUCUGAAUACAUAGGUCAAGUCCAUAUCUAUGGAGAAAUAAAUACAAUAACAUUAUGUUUCCUAAAUGGUGAUAUAAAACAUUUAACCAAAGUAGAAAAUACGUAUAUAGCAAAGAAUAAAAUUAAUUUGAAUAUUAAGAGUGAUGUAGAAGAUUUUGAAGGACAAAAAUAUACAAUAAAAGUCUAUGAAAUUGGAAAUAUAAAAUAUAUAAAUUAUAAAUCCAAUAGUGUAUAUUUAUUUAAAAAAGUAUUCGAGUUUGAUGAACUGAUUUGGAAAUCAAAUAACUUUUCAGAAAGUGCAAAAUCAAUUUCAAUUUGUAUUAUGAAACAUGAAAAGUAUUUAGGAAUUUUAUUAACUAAUUUUAAUUAUUUGUUAUAUCAAUAUAUUAAUAAUAAUUGGAUUAAUAUAACAAAUAAAAGAUUACGUCUGAAUAAAUUCAUGUUAAUUUUUAAUAUUAAUAGUGGAUUAAAGAGAUUUAAAAAUGUACCAAUUGAUUAUGAAACUGAUUUAAUGAAUUUGGAAUAUUCACUUUUCUUCAAUUUCACACCUGAGUUUGAACAGAAUUUAGACAUCACAAAGCCUAAAUGUUUAACUUAUAAUUUAAUUACUAAUGAUUUAUCAAUUGUACUUUGUAAUGGAAAUAAAAUACCAAUAGAUACUAAUAAAGCAUUAAUUAAAAUACCAAUAAAUCCAGUUAAUUCUUAUUUAUUUCCCAGUAAAUCAUUUUCAGAAUUCACUUUCAAUACUGCUAAAAGUAGUUUCUCAACAACAAGUCUAGAACCUAAUAAAAAUAGUAUAGACCAAUUAGAUAAAACUAUAGAUGAGUUGGAUAAUAGUAUAGAUCAAAUGGAUAAUCCUAUAGGUCAAAUAACUAAUAGUAUAGAUGAAUCGACUAAUCCUAUGGAUCAGUUGAAUGUUGAAAUAGAAGAUGAAAUGAAUGAAUAUAUAAGUGUAACACAAAGUGAAGAAGAAAUUGAACAGGAAUAUGAAAAUUUAACACAUUUUACAAGAAAUGAACUUUUUAAAGCAUUAAGUCGACCUAUAGAAUUUUAA
This is a messenger RNA of Theileria annulata, 1257 nucleotides long. RefSeq lists its product as uncharacterized. Lineage: Eukaryota; Apicomplexa; Aconoidasida; Piroplasmida; Theileriidae. The record is from RefSeq and is a predicted model, not a curated record. The transcript has a single exon. Bases 1 to 1257 code for a protein of 418 amino acids.